Molecule: messenger RNA, 279 nt
Organism: Gongylonema pulchrum
Lineage: Eukaryota; Metazoa; Nematoda; Chromadorea; Rhabditida; Gongylonematidae
Source: the annotation of a GenBank genome assembly
AUGUCUAGAACGGCUAUUAGUUUUAUCACUGCUUCAUGCUCGCAGAGUCCCUCAGUUGAUACGGCCGGUAACCAUCGAAUUCGGCCACAAACUCUUUUCAUCCACAGCACAUCACGUGUUCAAGUUAAUGGAUCAGCGCAGCGUAUCGAUGGCUUUGCAACUAUUCUUUUCUCAUGUACCAGUCGUUACCUGCAAAAUCAGCAACAGCACAAAAUUUACAGUUUUGAAGUGAAAAUUAGCGUAUAUCCAGAAUUUGUAUUUCAGGGCGGAUAUGAAUGA